UCGGUCUGGGAAUGAGCGCAGCUUUGACGCGCUCCUCUCUUCCUUUCACGCGCGCGUCACCGGAGGCGCAAACGCCGCGCUCAGUCAGAGCCGCGAUGGGCUGUCUGUCGGCCCUGAGGACUGUCCUGCUCCUGGGAAUGGUGACGGGGCUGGCGGGAUGCGCCCCCGGUUUGAACGGGACGGCGGACCACUGGGAGGCCCUCUACUCCCGCUCACUGGCACGGAUCCAAGGGGAGAAGCGGGAGGAGAUGAACCGGGAGAGCGACUACCUCAUCGGCAUUAAAAGGUUGAGGCGCCUCUACUGCAACGUGGGGAUCGGUUUUCACAUGCAAGUGUUACCGGACGGCAGGAUAACUGGAGUGCACAACGAAAACCGCUACAGUCUCCUGCAGAUCUCUCCAGUGGAGAGAGGGGUGGUCACCCUGCUGGGGGUUCGCAGUGACCGCUUUGUGGCCAUGAACCACAGAGGAAAGCUCUACGGAUCCCUACACUACAGCAACGAGUGCAAGUUCAGAGAGAAGCUCCUUCCCAACAACUACAACGCCUACGAGUCGCUGGCCUACCCGAGGAUGUUCAUCGGCCUGAGUAAGAACGGGAAAACAAAACGAGGAAACAGAGUGUCACCUGCCAUGACGGUCACGCACUUCUUGCCAAGAAUCUAGUGGCUGCCUUCGCAGGCCACCUCACGUCUGAGCAUGGGUGGAGGGGGGUGGGGGUGCACUUUCAGUCCAACCUUCAUGUAAGUGCAUCGUAUUAGUUUUCCUACCGUGUACAUAUAUUCUUUUUAAACUUAUGCUGUUUUGUACUUUUAUAGGAACAGAUGUUUUUUCGAUGUGUGUGUGUUAGGGCUGAAGACGCUGACAAGAAUUAUUUAUGUUUUCCUUUUUUAUUUAUCGGACAUACAUUCGCUGCUAUUGUACACACUCUUCUGUUGGAGUGUCAGUCUCGUUCACCCUCACAGGAAAAAGGGCUUCAGCUCACUCAUGGUGCUUGAGGGCUCCAUGGUUUGUCUUGUUUUGUGUGCGUGUUUCAGAUUUUAUGGAGUUGUCAGCAGAAACAAACAAAUUACUGUCUUAAGAAGAAAGAGAAACCUGACACCAGGCACAAGUGUUCUUUGAUGGUUCAGUCUGAGAAGCUGCCGUGACUUCAGGUUACUCCAGUGCUGCCUCAGAGGCACCGACUACCGUCUUUUCUGGACUAUAGAGCGCACCUGUAUAUUAGCCGUAAAUGUAAAGUAAAAAAAUGAUCCAUUGAGCUAGAAGCCGCCGAUAUCUAAGGUGAAACAUGAGAUAUUUACUGCAGGUAUAUGUAUGUGUACCUGCUGCCUCCAGCGCCUCACCAUAGAUUAAGUGACGCUAGGCUAGCAUGCAGCAGCGCAAUUUCUUUCCUAGACAGCCAGCUUGAUGGCCUUCAACUUCAAACCUGCAUCAUACGAACUUCUUCAUGUGGUUUCCAUGAUGAAGAGGCGAGGAUUUGAAAACAAUUACCAGUUAGUAAUUUGUCGAGAAAGAAAGAAAAAGCAGCUUAAGCAAUUUUUCUUUGCAUUGAUUUUUUGUCUAUCUUGUUUUUGAUUCUAAUUCUGGUUAGAGCGCCCCUAGUGGUGGAUGAAAAAUCCACUCAAUAUUUGUAUAAGCCACAUGGUUCAAAACCUAGGAAAAAAGUAGUGGAUUAUAGUCCAGAAAAUACGGUAGUUCUUAAUCAUCAUUCUUCAGAUGAAUGCAGAACUUACAGGUCGUGUGUGUCUGUCAGAAUUGAAACUAAUGCAGUUGUGUCCCAUCAAAGACAUUAGAAACAGAGAAAACUGUGAUAAAACUGAUUCAAUCCAGAAAGCAUCAGCAGCAGAACGGAUGUACUGCUCUACAUAUAAGAGUCAGAGCAGAUCAUGCACGUCCAUAACCAUAAAACAAUGUUUAAAUGUUGUAUUGGGUUUAGUAGCUCUGUCAUUCAAACAAGACUCAGGCCGCUCAUGGCUCUUCCCUCCAGCAGGACCACAGCUUGUUCUGUCGUUCCAACCCUCACCAGUUUAUCCAAAGACUCUGUGGCCUCAGCAGAAGGAGAUCUGCCUCGUCCCAUCCUUUCAAACAGAAAUUUUCAUUUGAAUUCUGUUUUUUCUUGUUUCUGCUGAUGUUGUUGGUCUGGGUUUUUGAAAACCACAAACUGCAGGGCCAUCCAAAGCGCCUCUUAAACCUGGAAGUUAGUGGAACGUUGGAGAGCUAGAAUGCUUUGACCUAUUCAAAUAGAUGGGAUGGCAAGUAAAUGUGUUUGUCAAUGUUAAAAUCCAGAGUGGAGUUCAGCUGGUGUUCAAACCUGCAUCCUCAGUCGGUAAAUGAUGUUGGUCUGUGGCUGUUCACAAAAGCAGACCAGAACUUUUGACUUUCCAAAGCAAAGAUUUUUGGUAGAAACAUCUGGUUGGAACUGGUCAUCUUACUGUUGAGAGAAGGAGAGAAAUGUGGAGAGAAGCAGGAGAGGAGCGUGAGGGGGGGUCAAAGAAAACCCACAACCUUCACUGUGUCUGUUUUUAGCUCCGUCAGGGGGUGAACUCUGAACUUUUCUGCCGUCAAUCUAAGUCAGAUGUAUAUGUCCGAGACAGGAAUCCUCUCUGACAUUAUAUAGGCUGGAGAAUGUAGAGGUUUGUAAGCAAGGUCACUGAGCUGGACACAGACAAUGGCUUCACCAGUGGAUUAAGACUAUUUUAAGUUUUGCCUUUUGGUCCAGAAGCUGCAGAUUGCAACAAACAAGAGAGAGCUGCCUAGUUUGUGGUGCAGUGCAACAUCGGUGAUCAAAUGAUGUUAGAAACGGUCUGGUGUCAUGGCAGUCUUUCCUUGGAGAAUGAGGUCAUCUUUGCUCGCAUCAAAAGUGUCGGAGUGGACUUUGUGAGCGAUUGCAGCCAUUUAAGCUAAAACAGGAUCACUUGUCUAGUAAAUUGGAGGCUGUUUGAUUGUAAUUUUAUGGCCUCACUGGUUGAAGUUUGACUUAAAAGAUGUCAAUGUUUCCAUUUCAACCUAACUGGCAGGUAACAGUAGCUGAACUGUCACGAUCACAAGGUCUAAAUGCAGCUUGAAUUGUUAAUAGUGUUAAAACGUGUGUCUACAUGCUUCCUGAGGCUGCUUUAGUUCAGUGAGAUGAGAAACUGUUUCCCAAUCAGCUGGCUGAGGGUUCAAAUCCUACCCUUAGCUAAAAGUAGUUCACCGCUUUGUGGCUGUUUGAGUAUUUCUGUGGCCGUUCUAAAGAUUAGAUUCCUUCAUGAAAGUCUCAUCUCUCUGCAGACAGGUACGGUGUGGGAAUCACCUGUUCUACCGUCUGUUCUUUUCCAUUUGGAGAGAAAGGUUCCACAUACAACUUUUCUCAUGUUAUACGCUGCCAGAUUGCUUUUAACGCUCAAGCUAAUCCAGAAUUGUUUUCCAAAUAACAGAUUUCCCACUCAAACAAAUGGGUAUAAUUAGUUCUUCUGCAGCAAUUGAUCCACGCACCAGUCAGCGGCCCCGUGGUCGGGGACCGCUGGUCCAGAGUAUAAGCAUAGCAGGCAUUUAGGUUGUGUACAUGUAGUGUAGGACCUAUACUAACUGAAUACUUAUUCAGACUAAAUUGGAACAGUUUAAGCUUACAAUAUAUAGAAAGUUAACUUUAUGUACACUACCUCACUUUUAGCAUAACCUAAGUUUACUAGUACGUUUACUAAGUUUACUUGGACCACUUUCUGCCAAGGAGAGGCUUGAUGGUCACUGUGUCCUUUGGUUAGACACUAAAUCAAAGAGAUAAAUCAACCAAACAAAAUCUGGAAAUGGAAUUGAAAAAAAAAAUCCACCAACAGAGAAUGUAGAUGCUGCUGUCAGGCAUCAGGCCCCCUCCUCCGGCGUACAUGAACAGCGGUGGGAGUUCAGAAGCAGAGCAAAUGGAACUCCACAGACAUGGUUAAGUGUCUGCAGGGAUCGUCUGCACCCAUCAGAGAACUUUACAGAACGGGUCUUUGAGGGUUGAAUCCCAGAGAAAAGCAGCACCAUGUUCCCAGAGUGCUUUGCAGCUGAAGGGAGGGAGGGAAGGGUUGUGUUCGGCAGCAAGCUUUUAUUUCCGGGGCUUGGAUUUCCAGCACUGGAGUUGUGUGUUGAGAUGGACCACCAGAUUUUAGUGAUCCAUGUUUUUAUUUGUUUUGAGAAUUUUCUCAGCUCGUUUACUCGGGUUGGACUUGACUGCCCGGUUUACCCACACUUCUCCUUCCCUCCAAGUCUGAUUUGCCUCCGAGUUCUGGUGCUGGAUUUUCCACUUCUCAUUUCUGGUGGCCAUGUUGUCCUAGUUGUGCCUUGUCACGUCUCAGCUAUCUUUACCCUAUGAUAUACUUUUAGAAAAGAUAAUCAUGGGAGAAAUAUUUACAGACAGCUGUUGGACUGCACUAUACACUCAGCCUAGUAACCCUAUAUUUUUCUUUAUAUAUUUUGUAAAUAUAACCCUGAGUGACUGAAGGUGCUAGUAUUCCAUUGGGAGGGAGAGACAGUUUCAAAUGAACAGAACUGGAGGAAAGUGGCUGACUGAAUGCUGCCAAUGACAUUGGGAUCAUCAAGAUAUCAACAACUAAAUGAUGUAAAAACUUCUUUUUGAAAGAGUCAUUUGCUAAACUCCAGUUUCUUUAAAAACAUUCAGCAUUUGCUCGUAGGAAUUCCUCUAACAACUGUCUAAACAGACUUCCUGUUCCGAUUGUCAUCUAUUGACAGAAUCACUUUCAUCAAGUAACUUUUAGUGCUUGUUUUCAGAAGGGCUGGGUUGAUAAAAUCCAUUAAUCGAUUUGAAUCGAUUUAAGCUUAACAGAUCAAUAAUCGAUUCAUAAAGAUAAAUAUCGAUUUAACACAUAAAGCUAAAGUCCGCUAGCUUGAUGUCAACGUAUAAUAGAAUUCCCCAUAAGACGGCUAAUGCUAACCUAAACAUACAUUACUGACUAAAUGAACAUCUUUAGAAACUCAAAGACAUACAUUUGACAAACUCUUAGGAAAUGUUUUUAAAGUAACUAUUUGUGUUCUAAUACAGUUUGUGGGUUUUU
Messenger RNA from Oryzias melastigma (Indian medaka), 5029 nucleotides. It is a transcript of the gene fgf4, whose product is annotated as fibroblast growth factor 4. Gene Ontology annotation, biological process: positive regulation of protein phosphorylation; fibroblast growth factor receptor signaling pathway; regulation of cell migration. NCBI's taxonomy places the organism in Eukaryota, Metazoa, Chordata, Actinopteri, Beloniformes, Adrianichthyidae. The transcript has 3 exons. Gene Ontology annotation, cellular component: cytoplasm. Gene Ontology annotation, molecular function: fibroblast growth factor receptor binding; growth factor activity. The record is from RefSeq and is a predicted model, not a curated record. The coding region runs from base 12 to 662 and encodes 216 amino acids.